AUGAAGCUCUUUAUGGAAAUCAACUCAGCUGCUGAUUGUGUGAAUCUCCAAAGUAGCCUUGAUUGUUUUGUUAGUUGGUGUUUUAAUAUAGGCCUUAAAGUCAAUGCUUCAAAAUGCCGAGUCAUGACGUUUACUCGUUCCCGUUCUACUAUCCCUUUUGACUACAAUAUCUCUGGUUUGACAAUUGCACUCGUUGAUAAUCUAAUCGACCUGGGUUUUAAACUAGCUAGAAACCUUAGCCCAAGUCCUCAUAUUGCGAUGAUUACUAGCAGAGCAUUUAAAGUUUUAGGGUUCAUUAUGCGUCUAUCUAAAGACUUUAAAUUGUCAAAAUCAUUAAAAUCAUUAUAUUGUGCUUUAGUUCGUAAUAUUUUAGAGUACAAAUAG
Myzus persicae (green peach aphid) is the source of this 384-nucleotide messenger RNA. RefSeq lists its product as uncharacterized. Bases 1 to 384 code for a protein of 127 amino acids. NCBI's taxonomy places the organism in Eukaryota, Metazoa, Arthropoda, Insecta, Hemiptera, Aphididae. The transcript has a single exon. The record is from RefSeq and is a predicted model, not a curated record.